This is a messenger RNA of Castor canadensis (American beaver), 767 nucleotides long. The record is from RefSeq and is a predicted model, not a curated record. Lineage: Eukaryota; Metazoa; Chordata; Mammalia; Rodentia; Castoridae.
GUGGCAGAGGAGGAGUACCUGCUACAGGAGUUGCGCAAGAUUGAGGCCCGGAAAAAGGAGCGGGAGAAACGCAGCCAAGACCUGCAGAAGCUGAUUACAGCAGCAGACACCACCGCAGAGCAGCGUCGCACAGAACGCAAAGCUCCUAAAAAGAAGCUACCCCAGAAAAAAGAGGCCGAGAAGCCGGUGCGGAGGUUGAGCUCAGGGUGGAAGGCUGUUCCUGAGACUGCAGGCAUCAAGUUUCCAGACUUUAAGUCAGCAGGUGUCACCCUGCGGAGCCAGCGGAUGAAGCUGCCAAGCUCUGUGGGUCAGAAGAAGAUAAAAGCCCUGGAACAGAUGCUACUGGAGCUUGGCGUGGAGUUGAGCCCAACCCCCACAGAGGAGCUUGUGCACAUGUUCAAUGAGCUGCGGAGUGACCUGGUAUUGCUCUACGAGCUUAAGCAGGCUUGUGCCAACUGCGAGUACGAGCUGCAGAUGCUGCGGCACCGGCAUGAGGCACUGGCCCGGGCAGGUGUGCUGGGGGGCCCAGCCACAUCAGCAGUGGGCCCAGCUCCAGCCUCUGCUGAGCCUGCAGUGUCUGAACCUGGACUUGGCACUGACCCCACCAAGGACACCAUCAUCGAUGGUGGUGCACCCCUCACGCCGAAUUCGCGGAAGCGACGAGAAUCAGCCUCCAGCUCUUCUUCUGUGAAGAAAGCCAAGAAGCCAUGAGAGGCCACUGGGGUGUGGGUGGUGCUGUGGUGUAAAUAGAGCUGCUGAGUUGGACU